Molecule: messenger RNA, 1098 nt
Organism: Exophiala spinifera
Lineage: Eukaryota; Fungi; Ascomycota; Eurotiomycetes; Chaetothyriales; Herpotrichiellaceae
Exons: 2
Coding region: 1-1098 (365 amino acids)
Source: RefSeq, a predicted model, not a curated record
AUGGCUUCACAGCAGCCGCAGCAGCCUCAACAUGCCUAUGCUGCAGCUCAUGUCGCCGAAAAGGUGAUGCGGAGGGUGGAAAUUGCAAAGGUUGCUCGGAAUCUGCAAGAUUGCCUGGCCUUUGCAAGCUUCAAGGCCCAGAAUGGCUGGCAGGAUCGAACUCUCUCCACCAUCGAGCCUGAAUUCACUGAGAAGCUGAAGAGGAAGAGACCGUUUCUCGAAGAUGACCUGCCCUCUGACGGAUCCUCCCUCUCGGACGACGAUCUCGUGCCCAUGCCUUCCAUUGCUGCCAAUCGCUUUUCGAGACCGUCAAACGGUGUCUUCAAGGUGCCUCAGCCUCCCUUUGGAGUGAGGAAGAGAGUGAGGUCAUCGUCGACCACCGGCGUCGAUAGGCAAUCGAACAGCAUGAGCUGGAAGGAGGACCCACGCAUGGCACAGUCUUCACCUGUUCUAGGACGCACACAGUCCUUUCAAGAUCAGACAAUGUUCCAAAGCAACCCGCCGCUGCCCCAACCGUCCCACGACGACUCUCCUAUGUUUGAUGUUCAUUCUGACGACGAUGAUCAUGACCUUGCCAUGCCUUCCUUUGCAAACGAGCCUUCAAGCAGCAUUCUCUCCUCGUCUCCUCCUCGAACGCCUCCGCCUACUAAACGUCUCAUCAACGUGAACGCAAAACAAACUGGAGCUGACUUGCUUUUGUACUUGGCCAACUCCCCAUCUCGUUCACCUGCGAUCAAUCUUCACCGUGGUUCUAACGCCGGCGAGCCACCUUCCACUCCCCCCUCACAACACUCACACCUCCCCUCUUCAGUCAUGACGACUCCGGGGACCCAUUUGGGGCUGUUCAACGGUGCACUGCAAACUCCAGGCCAGGGCUUCAAUCUCGCUGACUUCUGCAAUGUUACUCCUUCACCGGCGCAGGCUCAAUGGGGUGGCCGAACCCCGGGCAUAGCAAAGACCCCUAGCCGAUUUGCCCGCAGAGGACUCAACUUUGACACGCUGGCUGCGUCUGAAAGUCCCUCGAUACAACAACGCAAGACGCCAACCAGUCAAGGUCUGGCAUUGCAGCUCGGUGACGAGCUCAUCCCUCGCUCCUGA